UUGUGAUUGGUUGGUGGACAAAUUUGUAGAGUACUAAAGGUCACCAGUUUUUAGACACCAAGUUACAACAAUGGCUGCCUUUAGGGUUCUCCUGGUUCUGCUGUGGCUUGGUGUCGUGACAAGCUCGAAAGUUGCUCCACAACCGAGACUCAUCGGGGGUCGACCAUGCAGACAGGAUGAGCGCCUGUAUCAUGUUUGCUUGGUGAUAAAAGAAGGUGAGGAUACAACUAUCUGUGGAGGCUCUCUGCUGCGUAACGGCUGGAUCCUGACUUCAUAUCACUGCUGGGCAAGUGGACGGACCAUUGAUGCACAUUUGGGAUGUGUCUUGGGUUACGAUGUAUCAAUACGCAUACCACUGGGUAUCUUUAAAAAACCUAAAAUAUAUGAAGACGGACCCUUGUUCAGAAGACGGCAACACGACUUGAUGCUGUUGAAGCUGCCUGACAGGACAACGAUUCCACAUGGAGUGACGGCUAUUGAACUUCCUGACUGCUCAGACCAGACUCUCAUGGACCAUCCGAUGCAGAUUGCAGGUCACGGUUCGACUUAUGGAAGCGUUUUUACCAACAGACAACCCAACGUUACACCACUUCUUCAGUGUGGGAAUAUUAAUAAGGUUGACUGUACUCCGCUCAGACAAAAAAUGGUUCCCGAGAACGCGUACAGUUACCAAUAUUGGUUCUGUGGCCAAACUCCAGGAGUGGAUCUUUGCUUGGGCGACUCCGGUGGAGGAGUUGAGUACAAAGGCAAGAUUUAUGGUGUCAAUGCUUUCACCGGAGAUCUGGAACAUCCAUGCAGGGAACCAGCAGCAUUCAUGGACCUCUGCCAUCAAGACCACCUGAGCUGGAUUGAAAAAACUAUUGGAUCACCUCCCAACCCAGGAUAUGAUGUCUAAGUUGUUCACUUUGUCGUUGUACACGUGAAUAUUAAACCUUAUCCUGG
Messenger RNA from Poecilia latipinna (sailfin molly), 942 nucleotides. Its product is annotated as cationic trypsin-like. Gene Ontology annotation, biological process: proteolysis. The transcript is spliced from 7 exons. NCBI's taxonomy places the organism in Eukaryota, Metazoa, Chordata, Actinopteri, Cyprinodontiformes, Poeciliidae. Bases 71 to 895 code for a protein of 274 amino acids. The record is from RefSeq and is a predicted model, not a curated record. Gene Ontology annotation, molecular function: serine-type endopeptidase activity.